Molecule: messenger RNA, 3497 nt
Organism: Ceratotherium simum simum (southern white rhinoceros)
Lineage: Eukaryota; Metazoa; Chordata; Mammalia; Perissodactyla; Rhinocerotidae
Gene: OAS3
Product: 2'-5'-oligoadenylate synthetase 3
Biological process (GO): negative regulation of viral genome replication; defense response to virus; regulation of ribonuclease activity
Cellular component (GO): membrane; cytosol; nucleoplasm
Molecular function (GO): 2'-5'-oligoadenylate synthetase activity; double-stranded RNA binding
Source: RefSeq, a predicted model, not a curated record
GGGGACCGCGCAGAGCCGGGACGCAACCCCAGAGGCGCGCGAGGGCAUCGGAGCCCACGGCCGGCACGCGGAGCCCGUCCUCCCGGACCAUGGACGUGUACCGCACCCCCGCCGCGGCGCUGGACAGCCUGGUGGCCCGCAGCCUGCAGCCCCCCGCGGAGUUCGUGGGGGCCGCGCGGCGCGCCCUGGGCGCCCUGGGCGCCGCCCUGAGAGAGCGCGGGGGCCGCCCCGGCGGGGCUGCCCAGCCCUGGAGGGUGCUGAAGAUCGUCAAGGGAGGCUCCUCAGGCCGGGGCACGGCUCUGAGGGGUGGCUGUGAUUCUGAACUUGUCAUCUUCCUCGACUGCUUCAAGAGCUAUGAGGACCAGGGCGCUCAGCGUUCAGAGAUCCUCAAGGAGAUGCGGGCACUGCUGGAAUCCAGGUGGCAGGACCCGGUGCCCGGUCUGAGCCUUGAGUUUCCUAAGCAAAACACGCCCGGGAUCCUCCAGUUCCGACUGGCAUCCACAGACCUCGAAAACUGGAUGGACGUUAGUGUGGUGCCUGCCUUUGAUGCCCUCGGACAGCUCAGCUCCAAUGUCAAACCCAGGCCCCAGGUCUACUCCACCCUCCUCGACAGCGGCUGUCAGGGGGGCGAGCACGCGGCCUGCUUCGCAGAGCUGCGGAGGAACUUCGUGAACACUCGCCCGGCCAAGCUGAAAAACCUCAUCCUGCUGGUGAAGCACUGGUACCGCCAGGUGUGCCCACAGGAGGUGAGGAGGGAGACGCUGCCCCCCGCCUACGCUCUGGAGCUGCUGACUAUCUUUGCCUGGGAGCAGGGCUGCGGGAAGGAGGCCUUCAGCCUGGCCCAAGGCCUCAGGACCGUCCUGGGCCUGAUCCAACAGCAUCAGCACCUGUGCGUUUUCUGGACCCUCAACUACGGCUUCGAGGAUCCGGCGGUCAGGCAGUUCUUGCGGCGCCAGCUUGAGAGACCCAGGCCUGUGAUCCUGGACCCCGCUGACCCCACGUGGGAUGUGGGAAACGGGGCAGCCUGGCACUGGCAUAGGCUGGCCCGAGAAGCAGAGUCGAGCUACGCCCACCCGUGCUUUCUUCAGGCGGCAGGGGACCCUGUGCAGCCCUGGGAGGGGCCAGGCCUCCCACGUGCCGGAUGCCCGGGUUUGGACCACCCCAUCCAGCGAGACCCUGCCCAGAGGACCCCUGCGGACAGCGGGAGUCUCAGUGGUGUGCACCCAAGGAUAGGGAGCAGGCAGCCCUCAUGCCCCGCUCCUGGUCCCUCGAAAGUGGUCGGCAUCGCCCCCGCUACCCCGGAGAUGGUCUCAGAUCUGUCUCAGAUCCCUGCCCCCGAGCUGGACCGCUUCAUACAGGACCACCUGAUGCCGAGCUCCCAGUUCCAGAGGCAGGUGAGCAAGGCCAUCGAUGUCAUCUUGCGCUGCCUCCGUGAGCGCUGUGUCCACAAGGCCUCAAGAGUCAGCAAGGGGGGCUCGUUCGGCCGGGGCACAGACCUAAGGGGCGGCUGCGAUGCCGAACUGGUCAUCUUCCUCAACUGCUUCAAGGACUACAGGGACCAGGGGGCCCGCCGUGCGCAGAUCCUUGAUGAGAUACGGGCACAGCUGGAAUCCUGGUGGCAGGACCCGGUCCCGGGCCUGAGCCUCAAGUUUCCUGAGCAGAGCGUGCCUGAGACCUUGCGGUUCCAACUGGCGUCCACGGCCCUGGAAAGCUGGAUGGAUGUUAGCCUGCUGCCCGCCUUUGAUGCCGUGGGGCAGCUCAGCUCUGGCGCCAAACCCGAGCCCCGCGUCUACUCGACCCUCCUCGACAGCGGCUGUCAGGGGGGCGAGCACGCGGCCUGCUUCGCAGAGCUGCGGAGGAACUUCGUGAACACUCGCCCGGCCAAGCUGAAGAACCUCAUCCUGCUGGUGAAGCACUGGUACCGCCAGGUUGCAGCUCGUAAGAAAGGAGGGCGGCCAGCCUGUGCCUCUCUGCCCCCAGCCUACGCCCUGGAGCUCCUGACCAUCUUUGCCUGGGAGCAGGGCUGCGGGAAGGACCGUUUCAACACUGCCCGAGGCCUGAGGACCGUCCUGGGGCUCGUGCAGCAGCACCAGCAUCUUCUUGUCUACUGGACGGUCAACUACAGCUUUGAGGACCCAGCUCUCAGAAAACACCUUCACGGCCAGCUUCGGAACCCCAGGCCCCUGAUCCUGGACCCUGCCGACCCCACCUGGAAUGUGGGCCAGGGCAGCUGGGAGCUGCUGGCCCAGGAAGCGGCAGUGCUGGCGACGCAGGCCUGCUUUACGAGCAGAGAAGGGACGCUGGUGCAGCCCUGGGAUGUGAUGCCCGCUCUCCUUCACCAAACCCCAGCCGAGGACCUGGACAAGUUCAUCAGCGAGUUUCUCCAGCCCGACUGCGACUUCCUGGCUCAGGUGAAGAAGGCUGUUGAUACCAUCUGCUCGUUCCUGAGGGAAAACUGCUUCCGGGAUUCUCCCAUCAAAGUGCUCAAGGUGGUCAAGGGCGGCUCUUCAGCCAAAGGCACAGCUCUGCGAGGCCGCUCAGACGCCGAUCUGGUGGUGUUCCUCAACUGCUUCCGCCAGUUCGCCGAACAAGGGAACAGGCGGGCCGAGAUCAUCUCAGAGAUCCGAGCCCAGCUGGAGGCUUGUCAGCAGGAGCGGCAGUUUGAAGUGAAGUUUGAGAUCUCCAAGUGGGAGAAUCCCCGCGUCUUGAGCUUCACCCUGACAUCCCAGACGAUGCUGGAUCAGAGUGUGGACUUUGACGUGCUGCCAGCCUUUGACGCCCUAGGCCAGCUGGGCGCCGGCUCCAGGCCCGGCUCUCAGGUCUACGUGGACCUCAUCCACAGCUACAGCAACGCGGGCGAGUACUCCCCCUGCUUCACGGAGCUGCAGCGUGACUUCAUCAUCUCGCGACCCACCAAGCUCAAGAGCCUGAUCCGGCUGGUGAAGCACUGGUACCGGCAGUGCAACAAGAUGCCCACAGGGAAGGGCUCCCUGCCCCCCCAGCACGGGCUGGAACUCCUCACGGUCUACGCCUGGGAGCAGGGCAGGCAGGGCCCUCAGUUCAGCAUGGCCGAGGGCUUCCGCACCGUUCUGGAGCUGGUCACCCAGUACCCCCAGCUCUGUGUCUACUGGACCGUCAACUACGGCAGUGAGAACAAGACCAUCAGGGACUUUCUGGAACUGCAGCUUCGGAAGCCCAGGCCCAUCAUCCUGGAUCCAGCUGACCCGACAGGCAACCUGGGCCACAAUGCCCGCUGGGACCUGCUGGCCAAGGAAGCUGCUGCCUGCAUGUCUGCCGUGUGCUGCACGGGCAGGGAUGGCACCCCCAUCCGGCCGUGGCCAGUGAAGGCUGCCGUGUGAAGCCCAGAAAAUCAGUGGUCAUACUGGAUGGACAGAUGGACACCAGCCCUUGGCAUGGGGAGACUCAGGGUCACCUGCCAGAUGUGUGCGUGUGUGUGUGAGCGAGAGAGAGAGAGCGAUUGAUUCAGUGUAUCUGUC